GCGAGGACUGAAGUGACUAGUGAGAAACCUGAAGAUUUAUUAGUGUUCUCAUCGUUCUAUUAUUAUUGAUAAAUAAAAAAUGUCAAGAUGACUCAAAACCGAAUAAUUUCAAUGACUAACAUUCUUUCAUUUUUCAAAGACUACAUUUCGCAACUUGAGAAGGGAGAAUAUUAUUUUAACAGUGGAAAUGUCGUAUGUACACAUUUUAAUCCUGAAGUACACCCUUUUUUACUUAAAGGAGAAGUGCAAGCAAGUAUGAAGGACAGGGUAUAUUCCGUUGAGCUAUCUUUAGAUGCAGAAGAUGGAAUCGUGACUGCAACCUGCUCAUGCCCUAGGAACCAAUUAGUGUGCCACCAUAUGGCAGCUCUCUGUGUUUUUGGACACCAUAAUCUCAGAUUACCUAUGGAUAUGCCAUGCACAUCGAAUGCACCAAUAGACACUUCUGAUGAAGAAGAAGAUGAAGUUCAAAGUAUAGAACAAAUUUUUCCAAAGGAAAAAAAGAAUUACUGUGCUGUUCGUCGAUUGGCAACAGAGCAAGAAAUUGAGAAGUUCGUAAAUUCUUUGGACGAUUCAGUAGGAUUCAAAUGGUUGCUGAAGCCAGAACCUUCAUAAUUUGGUGCCUGCAAUUCACGAUAUUAUAUUCAUUAAAGAGUGUCUGGAACAAAA
This is a messenger RNA of Coccinella septempunctata (seven-spotted ladybird), 666 nucleotides long. RefSeq lists its product as uncharacterized. The transcript is spliced from 3 exons. The coding region runs from base 88 to 612 and encodes 174 amino acids. Gene Ontology annotation, molecular function: zinc ion binding. Lineage: Eukaryota; Metazoa; Arthropoda; Insecta; Coleoptera; Coccinellidae. The record is from RefSeq and is a predicted model, not a curated record.